UACUAGGAAGAGGUCUACUGCGCAGGCUCCCCUGAAUCCCGGAAGUUUUGAAUCCUGUAGCUGACAGCGAGAGCAGUAAAUGCUUUCUGUGCUGUCGGUUUGUUUUUGUUUUGUUUUCCUCCUGAGAGACACAUAAUUAUCCCGUGUGCCUCCACAACAGUGAACCGGGGUGACGCUCCCUCCAGUCCCGCCUGCAGAGCAGAUGUCCGGUUUCGACCUCGUCCCGGUGGACGGUGGCGGCGGGGAUCCCAUCCACCUGCCGCCGGGGGAGACCGUGCUGGGCAGGGGGCCAUUCCUGGGAGUCAGCGAUAAGAGAGUGUCCCGACUUCACGGGCUGCUGGAGAACCAAAACGGACAGCUGCGCCUCAAACCGACGCACCUGAACCCGUGCUUUGUUCAGUCGUCGCUGACCGACGACCCUCGCCCUCUGCAGAGAGACUCCUGGUGUCCUCUUCACGAUGGAGACUUGUUCUCUCUGCUGCCGGACCAGUACGUCUACAAGGUGGUGGCCGUGGGCGGAGGAGACCGCACUCCCAGAAACAGUCAGAUGUUUGAGGAAGAAGAAGGAGAGCUUCUCGUUUCUCCCAAACCAGAUGUGGAACCGCCUCGUCCUGUUGGACAGACUCCACCGACAGCGGUGGCGGCGGCGGCUCAGUCGAACCAGGAAGAAGCCGACAACACGCGUUUUAACAAGGGAGAUUCUGCACAACCAGAAGAACAAAGUGACGUCCCGGCGUCUGCAACCCAGAGACGAGCUCUGCCGGCCUGGAUGAUGGCGGUUGUGGCAGCUCCACGUGCCGCCGCCGCCGCCUCCUCCUCCUCCUCCUCCUCUUCCUCCUCCUCCAGCCAGAAAGUUCCAGCAGCUGUGAAGAGAAGUAAAGGACCUCCGACCAGCACGCCCACCAAGAGCUCGGAGCUCAGCGGCGAAGAAAUGCCGAAGAAGAGGAGGAGGAAGAUGAGCGACAAAGAGCAGGAAACAGUUGUUCCUGCAGCCCCACGUCACACUGAACCCACCAGGUCCGAGGCGAGCGACGAGUCUGACGGCUUCACCGUGCAGGGGGACGAGGAGGGACGAGGAGGAGAGACACCUGCAGCUGACAUGAACACCACAACACUGACUGAUGCGACCAGCCCGGCCGAGGACAAGAAGUCCAAACAUGGAGGACAACAGACUCGACUCAGAACGGCGUGUCCGUACGGGAAGGACUGCUACAGGAAGAACCCGGUCCAUUUCCAGGAGUGCAGUCACCCCGGUGACACCGACUACGAGGACGAGGAGGAGGAGGAGGAGGAAGACGAGGAGGAGGAGGAGAAGCCCGAGUGCCCCUACGGCACCGACUGCUACAGGAAGAACCCUCUUCACAGGAGAGAAUACAAACACACAAAGAAAGCAGUUCGCACUACGCGAACCGUCCCCAAAAAGGCUGACGACGAAGGCGACGAAGGGGACGAGUAUGACGACAGCUUCAUUAACGACGACAGCGAGGACGCGGGCGAUGACUCGGACUACGAGCCUCCCGUGUCGGAGGACAGCGGUAAAGAGGACAUCGCAGAACUGCAGAAGGAAGCAAAGACCUUCGUGAAGAGGAGGAAGUAGAUCUCCUUCUUCUUUGUGUCGUGUGUGAUUGAAUCCUGCAGGAAACCCGUGUUUCAGUCUCUACGUCCUCUCAGCUUUCAGCGCCGUUAAUGCUCGACAUCAGGAACUUAACAUGAACUAAAGGCGGGGGUCAAUCAGCUUCCUGUGUCUCGUAAUCUGAGGCCGAGCGUCAGUCAGCUUUGUCCUGCUGCAACUAGCCCGCAGCGCUGACGCAGCCUCGGCGCGGGACUCGUGAAGCGUUUGUUUCUGACAAAUGUUAGCCGACCUGAGGGACGCACGCCUUGAUGAAAGCAGUUCAAAAUAAGUCUGUCGUUGUUGCUCUUUCCCCGGUCGUCUGGAUUAAGAGCGUGGAGCUCUGGCCUCUCGUCUUGCUUCCAGCCGCCAACGUGCAGAAGCUGUCAGGUGUCCUCUGCAGGUGUCGCCAUGGUAACCUCAAACACAACAGUGCACCACCUCGGUGAAUCAGGCUGAUUAAAUAUAAUAGGUCUUUGAAUGAAAACAUCCCUCGCGCCCUUUUAAAAUGCAAAUUUCUAUAAUAUAUCUGGUUGUUUACUGAAGAUGCAAAACACACAUGUUGACGAGUCAAGUGUUCAUCUGUGUGUCUGAUCAGCUGCACGGAUCCAAAGCGCUCGUUUCACUUCAGGUGAAGCUCCAUAAAUAUGUAUAUAAAUAUCUGUAUGUAGAUCUCUCUCAAUUGUUUCUCUAAUGUGUUUCUUUUUGCUUCCUUUAAAUACAUUUGAUGAA
Cottoperca gobio is the source of this 2341-nucleotide messenger RNA. RefSeq names its product aprataxin and PNKP like factor (gene aplf). Lineage: Eukaryota; Metazoa; Chordata; Actinopteri; Perciformes; Bovichtidae. Gene Ontology annotation, cellular component: nucleus; site of double-strand break. The transcript is spliced from 11 exons. The record is from RefSeq and is a predicted model, not a curated record. Gene Ontology annotation, molecular function: 3'-5' exonuclease activity; DNA-(apurinic or apyrimidinic site) endonuclease activity; protein binding. Bases 203 to 1597 code for a protein of 464 amino acids. Gene Ontology annotation, biological process: double-strand break repair.